AUGUUCGUGGACACCCUAAGCGCGCAGAGCAGGCAGAGCCUGGCUCGAGCAGCAGCUCCAUCAACCCGCUGGGCACCGGCCGUGCCCGAGCCCGCGGCCCGCAGGGGCCUCGGAGGGAGCGGCCGCUCCGCGGAGCCGGCAGCCCCCAAGGGCAGCGCGUACCGCCGCCGGCGCGGGCGGUGUUUGUGCGCCGUCCCUGCGGCCAGGCUGACCCCGAGCGGGGCACACAGGGAGGCACAGACCUUGCCCAGGGGCCCGCACCGCCCCCGGCCGUCCCCUCACCGCGGCUCCAAGGGCAGAGCGGCCGCUCCGGCCCCGCGCGGCUCCGUUGCUCACCAUGGCAACGCCCGCGGCCGCGGCUCCGUGACCGGCCCAGCGCUCCUCGGGACGGGGCUCGGGGCUCCUCGGGACGGGGCUCGGGGCUUCUCGUGGACAGGCCCGCGGCUCCUCGGGACCGGCCCGCGGCUCUCACGGACGGGGCCCGCGGUUCCCCCGCGCCCCGACCCGGCAGGGACACCCUCAGGGUCCCCUCAGACCUCCCGGCACAGCCCCCGGCCCCGGAGGUUCCCCCGGGCACCCGCUGCGCUGCCCCAGCCCCGGCGCCUCGCCCGGCCCGGCCGCCGGCACCGUGCCCCGGGCCCGCUGGGAGAAGGGGACAGAGCGGAGCAAAGCCGGGGACAGCGGCCGGCCCUGCCCGCCACCACGGCUGAGCUGUCGCCCUCCAAGACCCGCUCCGAAACUCACGAGUUCGGCUCUCUUAAAAUUAAAGCCAUCCCCAGUGAGCUGGCCAGCAGCCAUGGCCCGGGGCCAGGGGUUGCCCUCCGUGUCAGGAGGAGCCCAGAUGCCUGCCUGCCCAACCCAUGCCAGCACCAGGGGCAGUGCCAGGUGCCUGUGGACAGACCAGUCUGCAGCUGCAAGCCAGGCUUCACUGGGGAAUUCUGCCAAGAUGUGGUGCUGAAGCUGGCCUGUGAGGAAGAGCACAUGAAGAUGAUGGUGAGGAAGGAGGUGUUUGAGCUCUUGAAAAUCCCACUGGAGCUCGUCCACUUGAAGAACCAGGCAUGCAAGGUCUCAGAGAAGGAAGAAGAGGGUGAGCUGUUUUUUGCAGCCGUUCUCACAGGUGAAAACCACACUGCCUGUGGAUCAGUAAUCCAGCAAAACAGCUCCCAUGUCUCGUACUCCAACGCCAUCGAGUCGGAGCAGGAGGCCCCCAGGGCCCCCAUCUCCCGCAGUUUUCAGCUGGAGGUGCACUUCUCCUGCAUCUACGCCUACCAGCAGGUUGUGAGACUGCCCUUCGCUCUCACUGCUGUUGACAAGCUGGUACAGCUUGUGGUCAGAGAAGGACACUUCAAUGUCAGCAUGAGACUCUACAAGUCCCCCUCCUACCUCGAGCCUUAUCACCUGCCAAGUGUGGCUGUGCCCCUCACGGACACUCUCUAUGUGCUGCUGAAGAUGGAGGGGCAGCACCAGCUCAAGUACUUCCUGCUCAGUGUUCUGGACUGCUGGGCCACACCGAGCCCAGAUCCACACCAGGACACGCAGCACAAGCUCAUUGAGCAGGGGUGUCCCCAUGACGAGACAGUGACCUAUCUGAAUGCCAUUGGGGAGAGCACCAGUGCCAAGUUCAGCUUCCAGAUGUUCCAGUUUGUUGGUUACCCUGAGAUGUUCCUGCACUGCCGUGUGCAGCUCUGUGUUCCUGACAGCCCAGAGCCCUGUGCCAAGCAAUGCCCCAGGCACGGGAGGAGCAGGCGGGCACUGGCAGAUGACCACAACAGGAUUGUGUCCUACGGGCCCAUCCUCCUGCUGGCUGCUCCUCCCUCAGGAGCUGACAUCCACCGUUCCAGCAGUGACCAGCAGGACCCAGCGGGACCCAGCCCGUGGCUCUCCAGGGCCCUCAUCCUGCUGGGUGUGCUCACCGUGCUCGCCGUGGCUGCUGUGGCCGUCAGCGUGAGGCGGAGGAUGGGUUAG
This is a messenger RNA of Melospiza georgiana, 1965 nucleotides long. Its product is annotated as pancreatic secretory granule membrane major glycoprotein GP2-like. NCBI's taxonomy places the organism in Eukaryota, Metazoa, Chordata, Aves, Passeriformes, Passerellidae. The transcript is spliced from 9 exons. Bases 1 to 1965 code for a protein of 654 amino acids. The record is from RefSeq and is a predicted model, not a curated record. Gene Ontology annotation, cellular component: cell surface; apical plasma membrane. Gene Ontology annotation, biological process: neutrophil migration.